Messenger RNA from Dimorphilus gyrociliatus, 645 nucleotides. The record is from the annotation of a GenBank genome assembly. NCBI's taxonomy places the organism in Eukaryota, Metazoa, Annelida, Polychaeta, Dinophilidae.
ACUCAGGUCUCAUCAUUCGAAGUGUAAACGUCGACUGUGGUAUAAUUUCAAAACAUGUCUGGAAGAGGAAAAGGCGGUAAAGGAUUGGGAAAAGGAGGUGCCAAGCGUCACAGAAAAGUUUUAAGAGAUAACAUCCAAGGUAUCACCAAGCCUGCAAUCAGACGUCUUGCAAGAAGAGGCGGUGUCAAGAGAAUCUCAGGUCUCAUCUAUGAAGAAACUAGAGGUGUCUUGAAAGUAUUUCUUGAAAACGUCAUCAGAGAUGCUGUAACCUACACUGAACACGCAAAGAGAAAGACCGUAACUGCUAUGGACGUCGUCUAUGCCCUUAAACGUCAAGGAAGAACCCUCUACGGUUUUGGCGGUUAGAUGUGUUCCUGCUUUUAAAGAAUAUACAAAAACGGCCCUUUUGAGGGCCACCAUAUCUUUGCCAAAGAUGUUAAACUAAAAACAACCAUUUUACAUUUAUUAAACAUGUAAACAUCUUAAACUCACACUGAAAUUUUUUAUGCUAUUAUGUUCAAAACUUUGUUACUGGUUAAUUUUAAGCUGAUUGAAUAAACUGAUCAUAAAAGAAAUCAUACCUGUUCAAUUUUCAUAUUAUAUUAAAAGUACUAUUACAAAAUGACCGCCAUUAUUAUAGUAGUA